UCGUCGCCGCGAGCGCUUCCGGGAAGUUAGCGCGUCGUGGGUAGCUUCCCUCAGCUUGCGGGAGCGCGGGCUCGAAAGCCGGACCCUGGCGGGCUCGCCAUGGACCGCGACUUGCUGCGGCAGUCGCUGGGCUGUCACGGCCCGGCGUUGCUGUCGCUGCUGCGGAGUGAGCAGCAAGACAACCCGCACUUCCGGAGCCUGCUGGGCACGGCGGCCGAGCCAGCCCGCGGCGCGGCGCCGCCUCCCGGAGCCGGCAGGAAAGAGAAGAGAGUUGACAACAUUGAAAUACAAAAAUUCAUCUCUAAAAAGGCGGAUCUGCUUUUUGCCCUGUCUUGGAAACCAGACGCAUCUGUACCCUCUGAAGUACACGACGACAAUGACAAUCAUUAUGCAGUCAUGCCACCUUUAGAGCAAUUCAUGGAGAUCCCAAGCAUGGACCGGAGAGAGCUGUUCUUCCGAGAUAUUGAACGUGGUGACAUCGUGAUUGGAAGAAUUAGCUCGAUUCGGGAAUUUGGUUUUUUCAUGGUGUUGAUCUGUUUGGGAAGUGGCAUCAUGAGAGAUAUAUCUCACUUAGAAAUCACAGCUCUUUGUCCCUUAAGAGAUGUGCCUUCUCACAGUAACCAUGGAGAUCCUUUAUCAUAUUACCAAACUGGUGACAUAAUUCGAGCUGGCAUCAAGGAUAUUGACAGAUACCAUGAAAAGCUUGCAGUAUCUCUAUAUAGCUCAUCUCUUCCACCACACCUGUCCAGCAUUAAACUAGGUGUGAUUACGUCUGAAGAGCUUCCUUUGUACUACAGGAGGGGUGUUGAACUAAAUAGUAAUUCUUUGGAGUCCUAUGAAAAUAUCAUGCAGAGUUCUCUGGGAUUUGUUAAUCCAGGAGUAGUUGAAUUCCUUCUAGAGAAACUAGGAAUAGAUGAAUCUCAUCCACCAUCUUUAAUGAGAGGCCUACAAAGCAAAAAUUUCUCUGAAGAUGAUUUUGCUUCAGCAUUAAGAAAGAAGCAAUCAGCAUCUUGGGCUUUAAAAUGUGUGAAGAUUGGAGUUGAUUAUUUUAAGGUGGGGCGACAUGUGGAUGCCAUGAAUGAAUACAAUAAAGCUCUGGAAAUCGACAAGCAAAAUGUGGAAGCUCUGGUAGCUCGUGGAGCAUUAUAUGCAACAAAAGGAAGUCUAAACAAAGCAAUAGAAGAUUUCGAGCUCGCAUUAGAAAACUGCCCGACUCACAGGAAUGCGAGAAAAUAUCUCUGCCAGACACUCGUAGAAAGGGGAGGGCAGUUGGAAGAAGAAGAAAAGUUUUUAAAUGCUGAAAGUUACUAUAAGAAAGCUCUGGCUUUGGAUGAGACUUUUAAAGAUGCAGAGGAUGCUUUGCAGAAACUUCAUAAAUAUAUGCAGAAAUCUUUGGAAUUAAGAGAAAAACAAGCUGAAAAGGAAGAAAAGCAGAAAACAAAGAAAAUAGAAACAAGUGCAGAAAAGUUGCGUAAGCUCUUAAAAGAGGAGAAAAGGCUAAAGAAGAAAAGAAGAAAAUCAUCAUCUUCCUCUUCAAGUGUUUCUUCAGCCGAUGAAUCCAUUUCUUCUUCCUCAUCUUCUUCCUCUUCUAGCCACAAACGGCAUAAGAAAAGUAAGAGGAAUCGUUCAGAGUCUUCUCGAAGUUCAAAGAGGCACUGGUCUAAGACAUCUUCAGGCUACACAGAUCAAAGUAGGAAAGAUGAUUGCUAUCCAGUUCCAACUAAUACCUCAGCAUCUUUCCUUAAUCAAAAGCAAGAAGUGGAGAAACUUCUGGAAAAGCAGGAUAGGUUACAGUGUCCAAAUGCACAGGUGAAAGAGAAAGAGAAAGGCCUUCUCACAUCUUCAGUUGAAGUACCAGAUGAUUUGGGAGGUAGGUCAGAUUUGUACAAUAGCUACAAAACCCAGGCAGGUAGUAGCAAAACUGAAAAGCCAUAUAAAUCAGAAAAACAUUUCUCCAGUAGGAGAAAUUCCUCAGAUUGCUUCUCUAGAAAUUCAGAGGACAAGAUGAAAGCAUCUAGUUACCGAAGAUUUGAAAAGGACACAGAGGGAAGAAAAGAUCACUCGAGGAGGUGGGAGCCAAGCUCUGGGAAGUACUCUACUUCACCAGCAAGUUCAGACUAUGCUUGGAAGUCACUUGAAAAACAAAAAAAAUGCAUGUACUCUGGAUCACGGGAUGUCAGUAAACAUGAGCAAAGACACCAGUUAAAUCCAAAUGAGGGAGAGCGUGCACAUGAUAAGGAGGACGGCUGUGGGGAGGGUAGCAAAGCUGAGGCUCCAGAAGACAUGCUAAAUAACAAAGAGCAGCCAGAAAGCAGAGUUAAGAAAAAUUUACCUCAAAAUUUACUCAAUAUAUUUAAUCAGAUAGCUGAAUUUGAGAAAGAAAAAGGAAAUAAGCCCAAAAAAUGAUCUGCUAAGGAAAUUUUCACUAGUUUUCAGAAGUUUGGAGAUCCUUUAGCCCUAACAAAUAGUUCUAAGUCUAAACUUACUUGUUGCAGAUCACAAAAGGCUGUCUAAGUUAUCAGCCCCUUGUCAGUCAGUGUUGUGGGUAUGUAUGGAUACAGCUUUUAACUGACAAUUCAGACUUUCUCACCUGAAGCUAUUUUCUGAGCACUUUGUUUCUUCACGGUACUGUGGUUUAUGAGAAUUCUUCUGUCCGUCUUACUUCACUGUUAGAGGAAAAUAUGUUUGCAUUGAGCAGUUGGAUCGUUUUAUCAAAACCUUUUCUGUUUUUUGUUAAAGUCCUUAGCCUUUGGGGGUGGGGAAGAAUUUAUGGUUGAAUGUUUUGUAGGUAUUAUUUUCAAUCAUUUGUUUUCAGUAUUAAAAUUUUUACACCAUUUCAUUUUUUAAGUGAUAAAUUAUGACUUGACUUAGUGUCCAAGGCUUGAUGUAAAUGGUUUUUGAAUACUAUUUUCUUCGCAGCUUAACAAAAUACCAUAAGAAUAAGACCAUGAAAGUUGGUUAGUCAGAGCCUGUUUUCUUUCUCCAAUAUUAUUUUUACUUUAAUGGUUAUCGUCAUAAGAAAAUCUUUAAUUUUAAACAUUGGCCUGACCCUUUGAGAGUUCUGUAUCAAACUAGAUGAGAAUAGAAAAUAACUAUUAGUAAAAAUAGCAGCUGAGAAGAACCAUGUUAAUCUGGUUUUCUGCUGUCACAUUGCAAAGCUUGGAAAGCUAGUAGGCAUGUUUCUGAACAUCAAAUCAGUCAGGGCCGAUUUGCAGCUUUGGUUUUCUUCUUCUCUGUCAUUUUCCUCCUUUAUUGAUGCCCCUCACUGAAUCCUAGUCAAUAACCCAGAGUAAAUCCCAGGCCUCUGAGGUGGCUCAGUGGGUAAAAAUACCAACCAUGCCUGAUAACCUGAGUCCAAUCCCAAGUCCCCAUGGUAUAGGGAGAGAACUCCCCUUGACAGCCACACACCCAAACACAGUAGUACCAUGUGUGGACCUAUGCACAUAAACAGCUAAAGAGGAAAUCAUCUUUGGCUUUCAGAGAAUCUCUGAAUUACUAGAAAUUGAAUAGUAGACUCUUGGCAAUAUUAGUAAGUAUCAUUAGCUAUUGCAUUUCUGAUGCUCUUAAAUUAUGAUUCUAGAAAGUAUAAAUAGCAAUAAGCUUUAAAUCUCUUAUUGGUCAUUAGAUGGGAUCCACCCUCAGACAUGCAUGAGGGAGUGGCAGAAUUAGAGGAGACUCAUUGCAUGUUUGUUUCUACCAGUAAAAUACUAAAGCUUUAAGACUGAUACAUAGUAUUUGUACCAAAUUAUAGUGAUGGAAAACUACUGCAAAAUGUAAAAUUUAUUUUACAGUACAAUACAGAAAAGAAACCUUAAGAACAAUAAAUAAUGGCGGCAGAAAUUUCAUAAUCACUUCAACAUUUGUUAUUUCACCAAGGAACUAUUAUUAGUCAUAGUAGUAGUAUUACAUGGGCUGGGGCGAAGGUGAUGAGCAUGUGUGCCACAUACGUGGACACUGGAGGAUAACUUGAAGGAAUCUCUUUUUCUGCCUAUGGGUCCUAGGAAUGAAACUUGGCUCAUUGGGCUUGACAGCAAGUACCUUUAUCCAUUGAGCCAUUUUGCUAUCCCAGCACCAAGGAACUCUUUAAGAGUAUUCUAUAUACUAAUAUUUAAUAUAUUAAUAUUUCCAGUAUUAAAUAUAUUAAUACUUCCAGACUUAUUCCUAUAUAGCUAGGGUUUGUUGUUAAAAGAUGAAGAGCACCUCUCUGCCUUGAUCUUUGAGAAUCCCUAGUACACCUCACAGUCUUACACAUAUCACCUUCCUUAACCCUAGGAUAGUGCCUUUGAAAACUACAUCUUUCCUAGGAAUACUAAGAUAAGCAGACUACACGAAGCAUCCAGUUCCUUAGAAUAUUUAAGGAGUCGUCACAGAAAAAUAUUGGGGAUUUAAAGUUGAUUCUCAGUUCUGUCUUCAGGUGUUUCUUUCACAUUAAUAUGUCUGUAGUUUGUAUGUUCCCUAGACAGCUUUGUCUUAAUUUCCAUGAGGAGAACUGUGACUUCUGGAUGUUAAGAUACUCCAGAUCUGCACACAGGGUUCAUCCUUUGUCUUACCAUUUAGCAUUGAUACAUGCAGUUAGUAUAGUGGUUAAAUGUAAAAUUGGAUGCUGGCCAUUCCAGAGUAGAGUCUCCUCGUGAUUCCAUAGGUACAAGCUAACUACUUACUGUGCAGUUAACCCUGUUUCAGUGCCAGUGUGUUUUGUUUAUAUGUUACUUUAAUAAACCUGUGAUAGUUAAUUACCUCUAGAUUACAAAAAGAAAAAGCAUAGAAAAGUAAUCUCCCUCGAAACAAAACCUCUGCCUUUGUAGAACACAAAGUUUUAAUGUUUUAAGUUCUAAGCAACUUAGAAACUAAUACAUAACUGAGAAUCACAACAUUGAUAAACAAAAUGAUAAUAGGAUUGAUCAGUUUUAGAUCUUAAACAUGAUGUGCAUUUAAGCAAUGUUUGAACCAAAAAGUGCCCAGAGUUUUUCUUAGCCAUUUUACUUAUUAGACUUAACUAUAUUUCUAAAUUUAAAGUGAUCGUUAGUAAAACAGAUUUAUUUACUACCAGUGCUGCUUUUUCAGAAGUGACUGAGUAGUGGUUCUAAGACAAUCACUGUUGUAAUGAAUAUUUUCCCCAAGGUUUAAAGGAAAUGCUGAUUUAUAUACCUAAAUGGUGAUGUAUUUGAAAUCUAGCUUUAUAGUAUUAUUUCCUACUCUAGUCCCAAAAGUUCAAAGUGCUGGAAAUAAAGUAUUAGCUGGAAAAACCAAUUUUAAAUAUAGUUAUGCAAUAUCUACCUCCAGUGUAAAUUUAAUAUGUUCCCUUCUUUCAAGGUCAGAGAAGAAACAUUGUUAAGCAGCUUAAGUUGCACUUUAUUUGUGCAUAUAUAGAGAUAAAUGUAUAUGUAUACACACAUAUACAGUGUCUUUUUUACUAAACUUUUUCUUGAGGGAGUGGGAAUGAUGCUGUCCUUUGGUUACAGAUUAUAACCAGUACAAACAAACAAAAAACUGGCCUUUACCAGGGUCCUCCCUCAUGCCCACCCAACCCCCAAAAAAGAUCUGAAGAAUACGGUUGUUGUUUGCUUUUUGUUUUUUAUUUUAAAAAGUAAUUUUGUGAUCUAGAGUAAAUGGAAACUUCCUUAUUGAGCUAUAGAAUGAAUCUUUAGAAAUGUAUUAGUGAAAGAAUCUUAUAAAUGUGUUACUUCAUAAAACAUUAACACUAUAGACAUGUUCUAGUAAAAAAAAAACUGCUUUGUCACGUGUGGCUUGGCUAAGAUUCUGCAGUUUUCCUUCUCUAUAAAUAAAACAGUAGGAAAAAAAAAAAACAAAAAUCUAUCUUUGUUCUUUUUUUCAAACAGCUUUUAUAGCCACCAUGCAGAACUUUUGUCUGGUUUGUACUUCUGGUACUAUUUUAGUAGCCUGUAUCGUUAAUAAAUGGAACCCCAGAAAAAGAGGGAGACUUAACUACUAAUAAGGUUUUCGUUUGUCUUCAAAAUUUGUACAGAAGAUAAAAAAAAAAAAUGUUUAUUUGUUGAGCUUUUUUCCUUUAGGGAUGUUGGAAUUGCUGCCACUACUAGACCUAGAACUAUCACUUCUUGCCGGAGGUCCUGGGAAUUUGAGCUCUAUCACUUUAGCUGUGGAUGGAGAGAUGGGAAUUGAGUCCUCCAGCGACCUGGAACAAGAAAGGAUUUUCUAUGAACUUAAUGCAAAAUGUACUUCAAAAAGACCUUUCUAUUGGCAAAAAGAAAUAUUUAAUUCCAUAAGAAAUUAAAGAACCAGGAAAGCUAUUAGUGUUAAUAAAAUUUUAAAAUAUGACCAAUUCUUUCAAAAAAAAGAAAUGAACAUAGUUUAAGUAAAUUGUUAAUUGUUUCUGUGAGAAGAAUAUUUUCAUCAGUUUCAUAGAAUUGGAAACAAUAGUUAAUAAAGUAGAAACAAAAGGAGUGGGUGCUCGAAAAAGUGAUUAAAAUGAUAGCUUUAAGUCAUUUAUGCUGAAGAGGAGAAGGGUUGGCAGGAACCAUUGUGAGAUUGUUAGACAAUAGCCAUUUGCUUCUGAAAUGGUAUGGUUUAUCAAAAGUACAGAAAAAUUUAAUACAUAAUAAACAUUACGUAGUUUAAUAUAUUUAUGU
This is a messenger RNA of Rattus rattus (black rat), 6608 nucleotides long. It is a transcript of the gene Ttc14, whose product is annotated as tetratricopeptide repeat domain 14. The record is from RefSeq and is a predicted model, not a curated record. NCBI's taxonomy places the organism in Eukaryota, Metazoa, Chordata, Mammalia, Rodentia, Muridae. Gene Ontology annotation, molecular function: nucleic acid binding; protein binding. The transcript is spliced from 12 exons. Bases 100 to 2406 code for a protein of 768 amino acids.